GGAUUUGAUGAAAAAUCAGAAUUUGACUUGGAAAUAGUACCGUAUAGUGAAACAACUCGUGUGACAGGUUUUACUGAUAUAUUGCUUGUAUUACUUGAUGCCACGACUAGAUCUGUGGCCAAUACCUGGACGGUGGGCCCAGUAGACAACAAUGAGGUGUUUCCCGUGAUUCUAAGCGGGGGACAAGAUGCGGCUAGAGAUGUGACCAAGCGAAUACUGUUGUCAUUGACAGGCGACAUGUGGAAUGUACUUCCUGAGGUUGACGCCCUGCACGCCCCCAGCGAGGACGAGUGGUAUUCGGCGAUGAAACUGCUCGAAAAGUACGUGUGUGUUGAAGAUGUAGUUGACACAGCCGUGGGAGUGGUGAGCGCAACAUCGCGCCGAGUAUUGGCUCCGUCGAUGUACAUUCCCCACGCCGCUGACGGUCAGAGAGGAACCCGACAAGGCUCGUGGCUAAUGCGAGCCAAUGCGUUGACACUUGGUCCCGAUGAUGUGGUCACCUGGUACGGCGAGGGCGACAAGUCUGAACGGGUAACUAAUCAGGAAGCACGCUAUUGGACGCCUAUGGGUAUUCCCGGAGUGCACUACAUGGUAACUUGGAAUAAUAAGGAUGGUGUGAUCCGUGAAGAAGAUUACGGCAAGUUCCCAUUAGGAGCCACGGUGUCCGAGGCUAGUGCGAUUGCGAGACUGUGGAGGGCAGUGGAAUUUGUCGAUGGCGUUAACCUACCAUUCGAGAUGACUACUCAGCGUUCGUUUGAGUUGUUUGUAGCGGCAAAUGCAUUGAUGCAGGCGGCCGUCGUUACCCUAAUUCAAAUGUGUCUCGGUAUACCCAUGUACACGUGGGGCAAUUACACCAGCCUUAACAAACGGUGGUGUCAAUGGAUCAAGGGAUUUAUGGCACUUUCAACUUUUGAUACAAUAACGGUACCACCACCUAGCAGACCAAUGGACCGAGUGAAGCUGUUUGGAUCUUGGAUUGAUUACUACUCAUGGGAUGACGACGCCAGGAGAAUAACGGUGACGGACGCGCACACCCUUGAAGAUUUGUUGCCUGUUGCACUCCUGCCUGCAUGGUUGGCGCGGUGGUGGAUGGAAAAAUUUGAGGGGUUGUGGGCUCCAGGCACAACGCCGGCGGGACGUAACAUAGUAGUUGAAGACACGGUGGCUGGAGGGCAUCUUGAAUUCAUGAUCGAGUGGGACGAGUAUUCCCAGUGGAUGAACGUGGCCGAAUGGACAGUUGAGCUGCCUAUGGAAAAACCACCGGGACGGAAGCCAACGUGGUGGAGCAGUGCGGUGUACUCCACGAAUGCUCGGCGUAAAUAUCCACAAGAGUGUCCUAAGGUAUAUGAUAGAUAUGCUUAUGAUUUGUCGAUUGUACCUCACCGCCUACAGUUCCCCCAUCGUGUGUUACCGGUGUCAAUCACGGCCCAGAUGCGACACGCUCCAUUCGAAUUCAUUGAGAGAGGAAAUUACAUCAUACCGUUUGUGAGACAAGCCGAAUUCGGCGAAAAACAGUCGAUAGCAACCAACCAGCUAUAUAAGCACUCGGGAGACCCAAAGUGGACUGGAGAGUUGGAAUCUCGACUUCCUGACCCGUGGUAUGACUGGUUGGUAGACGCCGCAGCUACUAUGUUGCCUUUUUUAGCUACCGGGAACCCCUGGACGGGGCUAGUAUCCGGCGCCGCAGCUGGGCUGCAUUCUUUCCUCCAAGAUCGGGUGCUU
This is a messenger RNA of Cylicostephanus goldi, 1722 nucleotides long. The record is from the annotation of a GenBank genome assembly. NCBI's taxonomy places the organism in Eukaryota, Metazoa, Nematoda, Chromadorea, Rhabditida, Strongylidae.